Molecule: messenger RNA, 1164 nt
Organism: Rangifer tarandus platyrhynchus (Svalbard reindeer)
Lineage: Eukaryota; Metazoa; Chordata; Mammalia; Artiodactyla; Cervidae
Source: the annotation of a GenBank genome assembly
AUGAAGACAGGACAUUUUGAAAUGGUCACCGUGCUGUUGGCACCUAUGAUUCUAAUGGACAUCCUCCAGGUAAAAGCUGAAAUGUUAGAUAUGGCAGAUAAUGCAUUUGAUGAUGAAUACCUGAAAUGUGCUAACCGGAUGGAAAUCAAAUAUGUUCCUCAACUGUUCAAGGAGGAAAAAGCAAGCCUCCAGCUCUUAGAAGACGUGUGGGGAAAUGCAGAAGCCAAGUGGGAAGCUCAGAAGCCUCAGCUCUUUCUCCCUGUGAAUUUCAAGGAUAACUAUGGUGUAGCCCUGAUGGCCUAUAUUUCUGCAGCUCAAGAGCAGUCUUCCUUUUACCGUCUGUUCAAUGAAGCUAUGGAAAUGGCUGGCCAGUCUCGAAAAGAUUAUGUCUAUGGCUUCCAGUUCAAAGCUUUCCAUUUUUACCUGACAAAAGCUCUGCAGUUGCUGAGAAGAUCUUGUGAGAACAGUUACAAAAACGUGGUGUACAGCAUAAGGCUGAAUAGUUCAUUUACAUUUGGAGGGCUGAACCAAGCCCGACUUGGCCAUUUCACCUUGGCAUAUUCAUCCAAACCUCAAGCUGCUGAUGACCAGCAUGUUCUGUUAACCAUCAAAACAUGUUUUGGAGUUGCCGUUGAAAAAUUUCUUGAUAAAGAAAGUGAAAGAAUUGUUUUAAUACCUCUGAAUGAAGUUUUUCAUGUGUCACAGGAUGAGGCUAGCAAUAACCUUAUCCUUCAGAGCACAAACAGGACCUGCAGCCACUAUGAGUGUGCGUUUCUAGGUGGACUAAAAACUGAAAGUUGUGUUGAGAACAUGGACUAUUUUCAACCUGUCUACAACCCUGGUGAGGAAAACCAGAAGCUGGAAAACCCUGAAAUGAAAAGCCAGGAAUCCACUGUCUUUCCUGGUAUGAAAAGCCAGGAAGCCACCCAGAUACCUGGAAUGAAAAUUCCAGAAUCUUUUUCACUACCUGGAAUAAAAAUGUUACAACCAGAUGAAAAACCUGAAGACAAAAGCCAAGAUAUCAACCAGCCUACUCCAGGCCCAGCAGUUCCUGUUCCAGGUCCCAAAAGCCAUCCCUCUGCAUCUUCUGGCAAAAUGCUCCUUCCCCGGUGUGGGACAUUCAUCAUUUUACUCAGUGCUGCUGCUAUCUCAGUCGCUCUGUAG